CCCAUCUCACUUCAAAUCUCAGUGGUAAAAGAAUGUCACAUGUCAACAUUUGUACCUGAAGUCAACAUGCCAUUUUCAGGCUGCAUGGAUGAGUGCCAACUUUUGCAUAUCCUGUGACCUUUCUAUCUGGGGAAUAUCCUUCAGAGAGUUUAUGCAUCUUAUGGAAGACACCUGACCUUUUGAAGCUUCAUAAUUCACAUCUGCAUGUCACCAGUCUUCCCCAUGUUAACAGUUCUGACCAUGUUUUAUUAUCUAUGCCUGCGGCGCCGAGCCAGGACAGCUGCGAGGGGAGAAAUGAUGAACAGCCAUAGAGCCAUAGAAUCAAACAUCCGGACUUCCCCUCUGAAUGCAGAGGUGGUCCAGUAUGCCAAAGAAGUGGUGGAUUUCAGUUCCCAUUAUGGAAGUGAGAAUAGUAUGUCCUAUACCAUGUGGAAUUUGGCAGGUGUCCCAAAUGUAUUCCCAAGUUCUGGUGACUUCACUCAGACAGCUGUGUUUCGAACUUAUGGAACAUGGUGGGAUCAGUGUCCCAGUGCUUCCUUGCCAUUCAAGAGGACGCCGCCUAAUUUUCAGAGCCAAGACUAUGUGGAACUUACCUUUGAACAACAGGUGUAUCCUACAGCUGUUCAUGUUCUGGAAACCUAUCAUCCUGGAGCGGUCAUUAGAAUCCUAGCUUGCUCUGCAAAUCCCUAUUCCCCAAGUCCACCGGCUGAAGUAAGGGAAGUUUCUUUCUUUAGCAGAUGGGAGAUUCUUUGGUCAGAGAGACCUACGAAGGUGAAUGCUUCCCAGGCUCGCCAGUUUAAACCUUGUAUUAAGCAGAUAAAUUUUCCCACAAAUCUUAUACGGCUGGAAGUAAAUAGUUCUCUUCUGGAUUAUUACACUGAAUUAGAUGCAGUUGUAUUGCAUGGUAUGAAGGACAAGCCAGUACUUUCUCUCAAGACUUCACUUAUUGACAUGAAUGAUCUAGAAGAUGAUGACUAUGAAGAAAACGAUGAUUGUGGAAUGGACAAUCUUAACAAAAAGCUUAGCAGCACUGCCCUCAGGGAAGGGCCAAAUAAUGGAUAUUUUGACAAACUACCUUAUGAGCUCAUUCAACUGAUUCUGAAUCAUCUUACACUACCAGACCUGUGCAGAUUAGCACAGACUUGCAAACUGCUGAACCAGCAUUGCUACGAUCCUCUCCAGUACAUCCACCUCAAUCUGCAGCCUUACUGGGCAAAACUCAAUGACACCUCCCUGGAGUUUCUGCAGGCUCGCUGCACUCUCGUCCAGUGGCUUAACUUAUCUUGGACUGGCAAUAGGGGCUUCAUCUCUGUUGCAGGAUUCAGCAGGUUUCUGAAGGUUUGUGGAUCCGAAUUGGUGCGCCUUGAAUUAUCUUGCAGCCACUUCUUAAAUGAAACUUGCUUGGAGAUUAUUUCUGAGAUGUGUCCACAUCUACAGGAGUUAAAUCUCUCAUCCUGUGAUAAGCUACCACCUCAAGCUUUCAACCAUAUUGCCAAAUUAUGUGGCCUUAAACGACUUGUUCUCUAUCGAACAAAAGUAGAGGAGGUGAGUUUCACAAAGCAAACAGCACUGCUCAGCAUUUUGAACUUCUGCUCAGAGCUUCAACACCUCAGUUUGGGUAGUUGUGUAAUGAUUGAAGACUAUGAUGUGAUCGCCAGCAUGAUAGGGGCCAAGUGUAAAAAACUGCGCACCCUGGAUCUGUGGCGUUGCAAGAACAUCACUGAGAAUGGGAUAGCAGAGCUGGCAUCUGGGUGUCCGCUCCUGGAGGAACUUGACCUCGGUUGGUGCCCUACUCUGCAGAGCAGCACCGGGUGCUUUGCCAAACUGGCACGCCACCUCCCAAACUUGCAAAAACUCUUUCUUACGGCCAACAGGUCUGUGUGUGACACAGACAUUGAGGAACUGGCAUGUAAUUGUACCAGAUUACGGCAACUGGACAUACUAGGAACAAGAAUGGUAAGUCCGAUGUCCUUAAGAAAACUCCUGGAAUCAUGCAAAGAUCUUUCUCUACUUGAUGUGUCCUUCUGCUCUCAGAUUGACAAUAGAGCUGUGCUCGAGUUCAAUGGGAGCUUUCCAAACGUGUUCAUAAAAAAGAGCUUUACUCAGUGACUUAAUGUAUGUUCUAUAAUAAAAUCAGUGUGCUUUUGUGGGGUUAUAUGUUAGAAUUGA
Myotis brandtii (Brandt's bat) is the source of this 2169-nucleotide messenger RNA. RefSeq names its product F-box and leucine-rich repeat protein 4 (gene FBXL4). Gene Ontology annotation, molecular function: protein binding. Gene Ontology annotation, biological process: SCF-dependent proteasomal ubiquitin-dependent protein catabolic process. Gene Ontology annotation, cellular component: SCF ubiquitin ligase complex. The transcript has 10 exons. NCBI's taxonomy places the organism in Eukaryota, Metazoa, Chordata, Mammalia, Chiroptera, Vespertilionidae. The record is from RefSeq and is a predicted model, not a curated record. Bases 205 to 2109 code for a protein of 634 amino acids.